AUGAUCUUCGCUCUUUUGCUGGGCUUAGCAGCUAGUCAAUCAACAACACCAACAACAAUUCAUGACGGCCAAACCGUCGACGGUAGUAAGCAUUCUUUUCUGGGUGGUCUUGAUCUAUAUUUAUUUCAUGUUUCCAAUCUGACAGGCUCAGAUCUUGCAUUAACUCUGACAACAUAUUCUGACUGAGACGACCCAGAUCUCGUUGUCUCUAAAGGGAGUGCCCCGACCUUAGACAACUUCGAUUGGAUAAGUCUGACAUGGGGGAUGGGCUCUAUUGUAAUUCCUUCAGAUGAGCUCUCUGCAGAAACAGACUAUUAUAUUUUGGUAUCAUGCUAUACAUAUUGUCGGUACUCUCUAACAGUCUCUUAUAUGUCAGAAAUCACUCUGAUUGAAGGCGUUCCUAUGUCAGGAAUUUUAUCUAAAGGAAGACAGCAAGUCUAUAAGUUCUUGACUCCUGAUACAGCCUCAGAACAAUUGUCAAUAGAUGUGACUUUAAGAAAUGGUGACAUCAAGCUAUUCGUUUCAAAGAAUGGUGAAGAGCCAGGGACAAGCAACACUUUGCCAGUUGACAAAGCAUGGCACUCCGGAAUGACGUUUAGUGAUCCGGUCCCAGAUGUGAGCACGUGGUAUAGAGCUGCGGUUGUAGCAUUAGAGGAUUCUCAAUUUACAGUCAUUGCCAAUUUAAAUCAGACUGAAGUCGUUGACUUACAAGCAUCAAUUACGAGCUAUGGGAUCGUGAAUUUUAGCGAAUUCAAUUACUAUAAAAUUUAUGUGGACAAUGAAAACGAAACCCUGUCAAUUUUCCUUACCCAGUUUUCUGGAGAUGCUGACAUUUAUGUGAAGGCUGGAAAAGCUCCUACGAGAAAGGAUUAUGAUUUUUGCAGCAUUCAGGUAGGAAAUGACACUUUAACAAUCUCAAGCUCUCAGAGACAAGGAAUCAAUAAGUCUGUUGGGUACUAACGAUGAUCCCCCCUCAAUCUUCAUGUCUAUUGCAACAAAAAUGCAAUUUUUUAAUAUAAAAUUUUAUAUAAAAAAAAAUAAUUUUCAUGUCUCUUGCAACAAAUUAUAUAUAUUAAAAUGGCGACACGUGUCAACCUGCUCUCUUGGCGCAGCAGUCCAGACCUUAUGGCUACAGCGAACUGGGACGGACUCCGAGCCGAGAAUCAGACGCAGGCUCAAGAAGUGUGUAUCCGGGUAGGUUUUGGUUGCUUUCCUGUGUUUGGAAAUGGAAGUGCUCAACAACGUCCUUGGAUCCGAGGACCCAUGGGUAUUCCUCUAACGAGAAACUGAGGUUUCAGCCCAGGCCACAGGGGAGCAGUCUUUUUCCUGUAGCUGUCGAGAGAGAGAGAGAGAGAUUAGUUAGAGAGGUUAAGCGGGGAUUAUUUCAGCCCCUAGCCAGUCGGACUUCAGCUUCGUGCUUCAUGUGGCACUAAGCACUAAAGCCACCUAACGCCCUUUUUCUUCGGAGCUAUCAAAAAUGGUGACGUCCUCAGUCUGUCGGGGAGACUCACCCCGACCCUGCUGGAUCAAAAAUUUCGGCAAGGACUCUCUUAACCCCUGGUGGUGCUCAGGGUAUGAGAGGAUCGUCCAUUGUCUUCUUCUGGAACCACCUGUGCCAUUCGCAGGCACCAUAAUGCUCCUCCAGAAGUGCUUGAUUGAUGUUGCGCCGUCGGUAUCUUGUCUGUGGGUCGAGGGGAAGCCCAGUCAGCCCAAGCCUGCACCCCACCCCGGAGAAUUGCCAUCUGCGACCCCUUGGCCUUCCGGCCGUUUUAUUUUUUUUUUUACACGGCCGAAUUCUGGGAUUUUUUUUGCUGUCGCCGAGCCAAAAUGGCUUUCCAUCUUGCAAGAUGGAAAUUUGUAGCUGUCGAAGAAAGGCACUUUGACACCCAAUAGACUACAAGAGCUGAUCCUUGGAAUCAAGCUACUCCAAUCGUCCGUAGUAGGGCGCAGAAAUCCAUAAGCCGCCCACUCAAGACUGAACUCCCAAGGCAAGGAGGAGACAGAAGGUACCGGAAGGGCACUCGUAAGAGGGAUAGAUCCUAUGGGCUGGAGUCGAAAAGCAGUAGAACCUUCCGUACGGGAGAUCUUUAAUGACUGCAUCAUCAAUAUGGCUAGCGCCUGUCUGUAAUAAUCUUAAUCCUAAUCCUCUUGCAACAAAUUUUUCGAUACGCAUCUUAUAUUUUUCCGUACUUUUUAGCUAUAUAAGUUUAAUAAAAUGGCGAGCGAUGACAAUAGCCGUCCAAAUCUCGAUGAGAAGGUCAUUGACACACCUACAGUAGCGCUGUUUUAUGGUUUUUUUGAGAAACUCACCUAGAGAAAAAUGCAUUAAUUUUUUUUACAAAAAUGUUGUGUUGCAGUAGGCAUGAAGAUUUUUUCGAAAAAUUUUUGUUGCAGUAGACAUGAAGAUUGAGGGGGGGUCAUCGUUACUAUAUCGGCAUCUAUGGAAUUUCUCACUCAGCUUAUGGGCUAACUGCAUCAAUCAAUCAAGAAAGUGUUGUAUGGCUAGUGCCUGGAAUACCGCUCACAUCUUUUGUAGACUCACAUGACAUUUCAAUGCAUUAUUUAAACCUGGUUCCAAAUUCUGUCUAUAACAUCUCAAUCCACUUAACAGCGCUUUCGGGAAAUCCUGACUUAUAUGCAAAAUUAUGCUCAUCAACAGAUGUUAAAAGCUGCACAUUUACUGAAGAUGAGCUAAGUGGGCAAUCUAGCUCUGUAUAUUCUUCGAGAAAUCAAUAUGGGAGCGACUCUAUUACGAUUAGCCACCAAGCCAACUCUUGCAGAGCAAACCUUACCUGCGCUUACCUCAUCGGAGUCAAAGGAAGCUCCAGUUCCCGCAGCGAUUAUACAGUUUUAGCUACUUAUAAUUCUACGAUGGAGCAAUUUUUGCAAGAAGGAAGGCCAGUAUCUAUGAGUGUGACAGGAGGUGAUUACAAAUACUUCAAAUAUAAUGUCUUCAACAUCACUGUAAUGCAGGUAGAAUUCAUUUUGACACCUAUAACAGGCGAUCCAGAUUUGUUUUCAAGCAGAACUUAUCAGCCAAGCACUUCCAACUAUGAAAUGUCAUCAAGAAAAAAUGGAGUUAUGGUUGAUUCCAUCAAAUAUGCCAAAGGUGUAGACGGAGAGACACUUAAUGGAGAAUAUCAUGUCGCUGUGUAUUCAACUCUAUCCUCCUCUUUUUCUAUAGUCGCCAAAGAAACGAUUCCAGGCACAAAUACAACAAUUCUUAUAUACCCAGGACAUCCUCAAAAAGAUACGCUUUUUAACUCUAAUGACACUGACUACAGAAUUUACUACUUCCCUAUUCAUUUUACUCACUCCCUCCCUUUAUAUAAAAUUUAAAGAGGGGUCGAUUUUUUUUUAAAAAAAAAAUUAAAAUGUUUUCUCUAUAAAAAAUUUUUUAAAAAAUAAAAAAAAUAUAUAUGAAGAACAAUACUUUGAAUUUUAAUUUAUUUUUAUGAAAAAUAAUUAAAUAAUUAGUUGAUUCAGUGCAAAGCCUGUUUAAUGUUGUUCUACUUGCAUUUUGCCUAUUAAAUUAGGCUAAAACUAAUUUUAUAAAAAUAAGUAUUUUUACCUCCAGUUUUUCUUUAUAAAAUAAUAAAAUUGAACACAAUACUUUAGAUUUAAUUAAUUUUUAUGAAGAAUUUAAUAAAAAAAUUAAUGAUUUAGCGUGAAAAUUUUUAAAUAAUGCUAUACUUGUAUUUUGACUAUUAAAUUAGGUCAAAACUAAUUUUAUAAAAAAUUAGUAUUUCAUUGAUAAAUAAAAAUUAUUGUUCAAUUUAAAGGGGGUUUAAAAGUACAAAAAAGUGCAAAAUUUACCGAUGUUUCAUUCCAAUUUAAAUGGGGAGUCAGCAAACAAAAAAGCCUAUAAGAGUCUCAUUAACACCUAUAACAGGAAAAUUUUCAUUAUAUGUUGCAAAUCAGCUGGAAAACUUGGACUGGUCAAGAGAAAUCUUUUGGUACAAUUGGAUGGGAUAUUCGAAUGGCAGUGAUCCAAAUAAUGUCAUAAAUAUUUUACCUUCAGAUCCUCAAUAUAAGCUAGAUAGCACUUAUCUUAUAUUGGUGAACGGGGAAGAAUUUGCUUAUGAUAAUACUUCAACUUAUUCUAUAGUCUUGUCAGUUGGCGAUGGCACUGUAAUUCUAUCUGAUGAUGUGCCAUAUACAGAUCAAGUCUCUGAUAAGAGCUACAACUUUUAUAUGUAUCCGAUUCAUGAAGACCAUCAAGAAGUCACCAUUUCUGUCACAGCCCUAACAGGAGAUCCUGAUAUCUACGUUUCUGUGUUCCCCAAUAAUACACGUCCUACAAAGCCAAAUUUUGAUUAUGCUUCCAAUGUAUUCGGAAGCGACACCAUCACACUUGAUUAUAAUCGUGACAUAAAGCAAGGCUGCCAAAGCACCCAAACAAGCUGCAACCUUUAUAUUGGAAUCCAUGGUUACGUAGCCAGCACUUAUACAAUCAGAGUCCACUCAAAGAACAACUUGCCUAAAGCUUUAGUAUCAGGAGCUCCAGAAACUGACCAAUUAAACAAAACUCAAUAUAACUUUUACUACUAUUCAGCAUCGACUUUAGUCCCAUUAUCGAUUAGUAUUCAGUCGUCCCAAGGAGACGCUGAUUUAUAUGUGAACUUAAUGGACUCAACUGUAGCAGGCAGCAAUACUUCAUCAUGGCUUAUGCCUACAUUGUAUCAUGCUCAGUAUUUAUCAAUGUCCACUUCCCUUAUUGAUGAAAUUAAUUUGAAUAAUACAGCUCUGGGAUCUGGGUGUCCAAGUGGAACCUGCAUUGCCCUUGUAGGAGUUUUAUGCUUCAGCGAUUUCUGCAGAUAUACGAUUGAGGUGAACCAAAACUCAGUCUAUACCCUUAUGGAAGGAGAAUCCAAGUAUGGCUAUGUGGAGAGUGGGAAGUUUGUGUAUUAUUCCUAUUAUUGUGACAAGGACUGGACAGACUUGGUUUUCACUGUAACUCCACUUAGCAGUGGAGACCCUGAUUUAUUUGUAAGCAAGGGAAGAGACCAAAGACCAGUCCAUUCAAGCUCAAACUGGAAUUCUCAGUCAUGGGGUGGUGAUUUGGUAUCGAUUAUGUCAAAUGAUACUUACUUUAAGACGGGCAACAUCACAAUGAAAGGGAUUUAUAUCAUUGGAGUCUAUGGAGCUUCUGCUUCUUCUUUUACAUUGACUGCUAAUAGCCAUUCUCAAGCAAUUACAAAACUAACUGUAGGGCAGCCAACUUAUGGUUCUGUAAGGCUAAAUUCUAUUAACUAUUAUUAUUUCGUGAACUCAGCUAGGCAGGAUAUAACGAUACAGGUUACGCCAAACAUGGGAGAUCCGGUUUUAUAUGCGAAUCCUGAUGCAAGCGAUGAUGAUUUGUAUGGAAAAAUGCCUACGAGUACAAAUUACACAUGGUCAAGUAUAUCAAGCUCUGAUAGAUAUACUAUUAAAAUCUCCAAGGAUGAUCCGAAUCUGUGCUUGCUUUGUAAUAUUGUUAUUGGCGUGUUGGCAAAUAACUAUAAUUGCAGCUAUAGCAUUAUUGUCAGUACAACAGCUUCUUCAAUACUCCUGCAAAAUGGGGUUCAAUAUAACUCAAGAUUAAAUACUGACGAGUAUCAUUAUUAUUAUUUCCAGGUAGUCAAUAAAAGUGACAUUGAUGUUUCCUUUACUUUAUUCAGUGGAAACGGACGAAUUUUCUUAAACACAAACGAUACCAUAGAUAAAAAUCACUAUUUAUGGACUUCUAAUGACAGCUCCAAAAUAAAGCAUAUUCACAUAAAAGAAAAUGACAGAAAUUUGCGAAUCGGACUCUACUAUAUAGCAGUUUAUGGAGAAGAAGAUGCCUCAUACUCAGUGAUCGCUACCACCAGAAACAGUUAUAUCAGCUUAGUUGAUGGCUGGCCACAAACCUACAGUCUUGAAUAUUAUUCACAAGAUAAGCUAUAUUUCACAUAUAAAAUCCCUAACGGUUUUAAUAGCCCAGUCUACUGCCAUUUAAGGUCUUUCCAGCAGGAAUUCAAGCCUUGGGUAUAUGCUGAUAUUUAUUUAAGAAGUUUUGACUCUACUAGAGAUUAUCCAUCCCCAAGUAUUCAUGACCAAGCUUAUAAUAUUUCGAACUAUAUUGAUUACAGCAAUACCUUGCAGAUGGUCUUCAUGCCAAAGCCUCAAGCUACCAAAAUUAAUUUAGCUGUUUUCGGAAUGACACGGCCAAAUCACUCCUCAGACGAGCUUGGGGAUUUUGAGUUAGUAUGCUCUUCAUCAAUGCAAUAUACAGUGCUACGUGAAGGUGCUUCAGUAAUUGAUUCCAGCUCAAGCUCUAUAAAGACCCAUAGAUAUGAAGUCAAUAUUGAUACCAAAGGAAAACUUGAAGUGAUCAUAAUACCUUGCGAAGGAGCUGUCAAAAUGGAAAUCUCAUCAAAUUGGACGAUGCUAAGUCAGGAUGGACCUGAUGUUGUAGUAACUAGACCAGCUGACGGAAGGAUUGUAGGGGAUAUUAACAACGCUCAAGGAAAAUAUUUUGUAACAGUCUCUCAGCUAAACGCAAAUACCUCAACUGGAAAUACAACUUAUCAAAUCAUUGCAAAAGUAGUCAAGCCUGGUCAAACCAAAGACAAAUUAGUUAUCCCAGGCCAUGAUGGUUUGAUUGAAUCUACCAGAAUUGGUAGAGAUGUUUUGAGUCUAUUCUGGGAGCCUCCAGUAUAUGAAAAUAACGACGCAUAUGAGAAAUCCUCUGAAGUUGUUUAUGAAAUCUUUUUCACUCCCAACGAAGAAGAGCUGAUGUCUACAGCUUGCGGAAUGUAUUAUUCCUGGAUCCACAAUAGAAGUAUAUGGCUGGGCGAAUCCGGCGCAGGCAACACUACCUUUGAAGCUGAGUUCCCAGAAUCUGAUGGAAUUCUCAAUAUAAUCGCUGUCCUUCCAGUUCAUGACCAAAACUGGCUUCAUUACAUUCCUUAUGACCCCAUAAGUGUAUCAAGAGGAUCCCCUCCCCCUCAUCAUUGGAUUUGGAGGUUCGUAAUCUGGGGGAGUGCAAGCAUUUUAGUUGUCGCUGUUGCUUUAGCUUUCAUAUUCUAUAAGAAAUACAGAAGAUCCCAAAAAAGGCUUGAAUAUGAAAUGACAGAUGUCAGAAACGUCGCUGCAGCAGGGCUUAAUAUUCAGCCUCAACCAAACAACUAUGACCCUCUCCAUGAAGAAAAAAUAGAUAGCUAA
Blepharisma stoltei is the source of this 7188-nucleotide messenger RNA. Lineage: Eukaryota; Ciliophora; Heterotrichea; Heterotrichida; Blepharismidae. The record is from the annotation of a GenBank genome assembly.